Anopheles merus is the source of this 3315-nucleotide messenger RNA. RefSeq names its product zinc finger protein 62 homolog. The record is from RefSeq and is a predicted model, not a curated record. Gene Ontology annotation, molecular function: zinc ion binding. The coding region runs from base 107 to 3307 and encodes 1066 amino acids. Lineage: Eukaryota; Metazoa; Arthropoda; Insecta; Diptera; Culicidae. The transcript is spliced from 6 exons. Gene Ontology annotation, cellular component: nucleus.
GUUUGCCUCAUGAAAGUAUUUGGAGCCCGCCAAAUCGUCUCAACAGCGCGGCAGCAUAGCAAAUUUAUCGCCAACUCUUGCUGCUCGCGGCAGCCGAUCCAAAGAAAUGGAAUCGGAAAACUGUGCUUGCCGAUUGUGUCUCGGCUCGUCGAAAGAUGUGUGUUCCCUGUUUGGCUCUAGCGUAGAUCGGGAACUGCUAACCAUCAUACGCAACAAUGUAGGAUUGGAGAUUGCAGCGGAUGAUCCAUUUUCCAAAAUGGUAUGUGGCACGUGCAUCGCAAAGCUAAGAACGAUCGAGCAACAUGUAAAGUUGUUUCGUGAAUCCGACCGUAAGCUUCGAGACGCAAUUACAACCCGGUUGAAUGACAAUCGAAAAGAUUCUGCCAAUCAUACGCUGCCAGUAGCUGGGCCACAUUCUAAUGAAGUAUCCAAUUUGGAAGCCCUGGCAUCUGCCUUGGAAAGCUCCCAUAUGAGCAACAAUGCAGAGGUAAUUAAGUAUAAAUUCCAAAAGGAGAAUCGGAUGGAACCCGAACCAUCCCGUAGAUCGAAACGUAUUCGCACUCAAAGUAAGCGGUUAGCCGUUACUACUGAGUACAGCACGGGAACACAUGAUGAGCCACAAUCGAGUGAUGAUUUUGAAUACGACAAUGAUAGUGUGGAUCGAUCGUAUAUCCCAGUAGAAAGUUCCUCUACAGACUGUCAAAUGAAUCAAAGCUCUACAACGACUGAGGAUAUGUGCAUGGAGACUGUAACAUCGGUACGACAGCAGGCAGCCUCUUCAAAGCCGAAGAAACGAAACUUGAAAGACAAAGCAGAACCAGUGCCUACGCUGCACGAUUUUAAAUGCUAUAUUUGUAGCAGCGAACCAUUAGGCUCACGGAAGGCGCUGAUAGAACAUUUAGCUACCCACGUUGAUUACCUUCCGUACACCUGCAAGCAGUGUGUCAUGGAGACGAUCGUAUUAACACGGGUGCGCACCUUGAACACGCACAUGAAGAUGCACGAACAGCCGAUCAAAUGUGACUACUGCGAUCGUCGCUAUAGCAAUGCGGCGGGAAAAUAUUACCACACGCAAACGUACCAUCUGGCUGGUGGGGCACCCUGCAUCGUGCACUGUGAGAUAUGUGGGAAGCAGUACGGCUCGGAGGCUGCACUCAAGCAGCACAUGAAGUACCAUACCACCAUGCUGAAAUGUAGCAGGUGUGACAUGGUGUUCAACCAUCCCAACAAGCGGCGCAAUCACGAGCUGACGCACAACGAGGACCGGGGGUACGAGUGUGUCGUUUGCAAAAAGGUACUUCAAACGAUCGAAUCGUACGACGUGCAUCUGAAGAAGCACUCGCAGGAGCGGAGCUAUCCGUGUACUCUGUGUCCGAAAAAGUUUAAUACGUCGUUUAAUCUGAUACUGCACCUGAAGGUGCACGCCAAAAACUACAACUACAGGCCGGCCAAAUCGUGGGUCGAGCACUACACGAUACUGAGCCGCGAUCCGCUGCAGUACAAGUGCAAUCACUGUGACAGGUACAGCACCGAUAAGGUCAACAAUAUGAUCUCCCAUCUGCAGGCACACUUUAAGGAGUAUGAGUGUGAUCAGUGCAAGCGGUUGUUUGCGACGGCAAAGCAGCUGCGGGCGCAUUACACUACACACACCGGUGAAAAAUCGGAAAUGUGUCAACAUUGCGGAAAGUGUUUUUCCACCAAGAACAAUUUGCGCAUCCAUUUAAAGUCUCACAAACGUGAAAUUGAGGAUGUGAAUGAUGGUACCACCAACGAUCGCCAGACUGUCGUGCAGGAAUAUCCUCCCGAAGCGUGCAUAGAGAUCGAAACAAUAGCACAGAACAAUGCCGGUGUUAGUCGUCUUAUUACAGUAAUUAUGGGAAGCAUUUGCUUUUUCCCCAAGUGUGUGCCGAAAAUUCGCGACUUCGUGGUGUUUCCUUUCACUCGUACGCGAGAAUUCGAGAACUGGUGGAUUAAGUCCGGCUGGGUAAAUGCGAUCCCCCUCAGCAAGCUGCCGAGUAAAAUAUUGAUAUGUGAGGAGCACUUCGAAAAGGAUCUCAUCAACAGGCGGUAUAAGGUGCCGAGGCUUGCCCUAGGAGCUUUACCUACGCGAAACGUUGAAUGUCCAGCCAAUACACCGAAUCCUUUAAACGAUGGAGCUACACAAAACAAUGCACCGAACGUGAAGAGAGAAUCCUACUGCCGGUUGUGCGGGCAAGCUCAAACCACGCACAUUUCGGAUGAACCGGAUUUAUUAUUGAAGCUCGAUAAGAUAUUUCAACAUCAGUUACAUCUUUCCGAUUCCUCCAAGCUACCAGUCGGUGUUUGCUAUAGCUGCAAAGUAACGGCCAAUGGGAUCCAAGCAUUCUGGAAGACGUGUACCCAAGCGCAGGAAACUUUAAAGGCAAUUUUCAGCAAGCCACGUGUGGCAAAAUGUCCUGAACCCACGGAGGCAGCUGUUGCAACGAAAUCUAUCCAAGAAAGCAGCAAUCUGGAAGGGGGCAUCUUCGCAACCAAAGAAUCUUUUCCGGCUGAAUGUGAAGAAAUCGUGAUCGACACGACAUCAACGCAGGUCACGGAAGAGCAAUUUGCCAACGAGUACGAGUUUGAAUCGUACGGUGAGGAGCUGCCGGCUGGUACAGCGGAGGAAUCCGAAGAAGUUAUCGAACUAACCGAACCCGACAAUCAGCUCAUUUCGGACGACUAUUCGAUUGACUACGGAGACGAUUCCUCUUCUGAAGAGUUUACGGGCAACCUGUCAUCAUCAGAUAGGGACGAGUAUCGUGCUCCAGCUAAAAAGGAUGCCACCACACCAAUUACGGAAACCAAACACAUUUGUGAAGUGUGCGGCAAUGCAUUUAAAUCGCUUAACGGACUUAAAGCACACCUACUCGUGCACAGUGAGCGUCGCGAUCACCAGUGCACUAUAUGUGGCCACGAGUUCAAGCAGCGUCGGGCGCUGGUGGAGCACAUCGAGUCGAAACACGAGCGCAAAACCUUUCCGUGCAAAAUAUGCGGCAUGCCGUACAGCUGGAAGAAAGGAUUGCAGCGUCACAUGAAUACCCACAAAGGAAACACACUGAAGCAUGUGUGUAAAGUGUGCGGUAAAGCAUUUCCUGUACCACACAAGCUGAAGCUGCACAUGAUGCUGCACACAGGCGACCGGAUUCACUGUGAAUUCUGCGGCAAGGGAUACAGGUUUAACUACAUGUUGACGCAACACAAAAUACGCGUGCACAAUAUGGUGAUCGAGGGCGUCAAGCUUUAUUCAACACCGAAGCAAAAAAGGUUGGGUGAUCGUAAAAAAUGAACUCCAGC